Messenger RNA from Mycotypha africana, 2086 nucleotides. RefSeq lists its product as uncharacterized. NCBI's taxonomy places the organism in Eukaryota, Fungi, Mucoromycota, Mucoromycetes, Mucorales, Mycotyphaceae. Gene Ontology annotation, biological process: peroxisome organization. The record is from RefSeq and is a predicted model, not a curated record. The transcript is spliced from 5 exons. Gene Ontology annotation, cellular component: peroxisomal membrane. The coding region runs from base 28 to 1722 and encodes 564 amino acids.
GGCAUUUACAUAUUUGAAAUUUUAUACAUGACGUUUACCUCCAUAAAAUAUCAUGCAUUUACAGAAAAAGAAUUUCAAGGACUAGUCUACUGUGAUUAUUGUGGAAAGCUAUUGUGGGGAUCAGCAAUACAAACUGUUCAAUGCACAGAAUGCGGAUACAAUUGCCAUAGCACUUGUAGUGAUAUGGUAGUCCAGUGUAGACCUUUGAGGCGUUAUAGUCCAGAUUCACUUUCUUUCACGGAUUCCGAAGUUGAAUCCGUUUCGAAACAUUCGUAUAGCAAUUAUUAUGGAGGCAGGAGUUCUUUCGACCGAUAUAAUUCAGCUGACGAAACGAACAGUUUACACAGUGCCACUAGCGGUAGUGGUGUGGUGAAUCGCAAAUAUAGAACCUUUUCAACGGAAACUCCUCCUCCUGCACUACAUACUAGAACGUCUUCUUAUACCAAUAAUUGUAAAAGUGAAGAACCACUCAAAUCACCUACAAUUUCAAGCACGACAAGCACAGGAUAUUAUAAUUUGAUAGGCAACAGCAACAAUAAUUAUUACGUUAAUCAGCAGCAGCAGCAACCAUUUUUAGGGAGAAACGAUAGCGGCAGUGUCAAUGGCAAAAAGCCGUCUUCAGCAUCGUCAUCAACUAUAGUAGUCAAUAAAGCAUAUCGAAUAACGCUGAAACAGCAACUACAAAAGCAACAGCAGAAAUCUUCAGCAUUACGAAGUACUAUGUCUAAUAACAAUAAUAAUAAAGAAGAAGAGAUUUUAAGCCCUCGAGCAACAGCAAAGUUGUUCACAAGAUUAGUAGCAAGAUCAAAGGUCUUCUUCUUUCUGAUGCACUCAAUACGUGACAUUUACAUGUGGAAAAAUAAGCAGAAGUCAACUUUUAUUUGCAUCAUAUGGAUAUGUCUUUGCUUGGAUACUAGAACAUUGUAUAUUAUACCACUCUUGAUCAUUUAUUCUAUUCAUAGCUUUACCGGCAUCAACAGCAAUAAUCCCAGCAAUACAAACAUAGCCCAAGUAUUACUACCUCGAUUUGAUGAGAAUACACCUGAGUAUUACAGAAAUAUGGAACACAUGCAGCACGCCUUUCUCUUUCUCAUUCGACUCUAUGAUAACUUAGCCUAUCAUUUGCAACAUGUCAGCUUGAAUAAAGCCACCUACAGGAUUCUAUUCUUAUCCAGUUUGUUCAUAUCGUGCUUAUUUGCUUAUCUAGGCCGAUGGCUUAUACUGACGAUAGGGCUUGUAAUCAUGCUGAAUCAGACUUGCAUUGGCAGACUGUUCGAAUUGGUUUUUAUACAGUUUUUAAUGAUGGGGUUGUUACAGUUUAUAUUCGGCUUAAUGCAAAAAAUUCAGCGAAAGCGCUUACUUAGAGCAACCGUAACAGUUGACAUUAAAAACAGAAAGACAGCGGAAACAAAUAACAAUAGCAUUCAGAGAAGACCAAUGGAAGUAUCGCUCUACGAAAAUCAAAGAUGGUGGGCAGGUGUAGGCUAUACAUCGCAGCUAUUGCGUUUAGAACGGUCAGCUUGGUCAAACAUUACAGGUACAGAACCCUUACCUACAAAAGAAGACAUGCCUCCGCCGACUAACUACGAAUGGGAUCAUAAUGAUAAUGGAUGGCAGUUGGAUACAACGGGGCCUUGGAUAGAUGAAGCACUGGAAAUAGUGGUAAGUUUUUUUUUUAAUCUUUGGAAAACUUUUUUCUGGAGAAGUGAGAUAUUGGCGUAGCCUGUCAAAAAUAAGCUGUACUGAAACAUUUGUUAAAUAUGGCAGGAAUUGAUAGAGUGUGAUGAACAGGGAUGGGUAUAUACAGACCACCAUUGGUCAAAUCCUAGAGGCAGCCCUGAUCUGAGCACAGGUCGAGCAGUUAACGAUAUAACGAAAACUCUGACACGGCGAAGAAGGUGGUUUAGGAAGGCUAUACCGCUAUUAACGACACCUGCUGAAUUAACAGCAAACGGGUUCACAAAAUAGUUAGCAACUAAAUACUUAACGUAAUCUUACGCUUUACAAUUUUUCCUUUUCUUUAAUUUUCCAUUCCUUAUUCAUACUCCCUUUGAUAGAUACCAUCUUUGAAGCUAAUAAAGCUGAA